This is a messenger RNA of Venturia canescens, 1299 nucleotides long. Its product is annotated as diphthine methyltransferase. Bases 119 to 1228 code for a protein of 369 amino acids. NCBI's taxonomy places the organism in Eukaryota, Metazoa, Arthropoda, Insecta, Hymenoptera, Ichneumonidae. The transcript is spliced from 4 exons. Gene Ontology annotation, biological process: protein histidyl modification to diphthamide. The record is from RefSeq and is a predicted model, not a curated record. Gene Ontology annotation, molecular function: diphthine methylesterase activity; protein binding. Gene Ontology annotation, cellular component: cytoplasm.
GCGGGUAGCGAACAUAACCAAAGAUUGCAUUCAAAACGGAGAGCUUGGACUUGGACGUGUUUUGGACGCACGUCGCUCGAUCUGCAACAACAAUUGUCAAUAGCCACAAGAUCCGACAAUGUUUACGACAUUGGAUAGCUUUGAUACAGAAUACUCAGCCGAUUCUGUAGAAUGGUGUCCGGCGGAAGGUUUUAAAGAUUUGUUUGUAUGCGGAACUUACCAACUGGUUCCGGGUGAAGAAGACAACAGCAGUGGCUCAAAAUCCCAAAAAAUCCAGACACGUCUUGGGAAAAUUUAUUUGUUUCGUGUAAUCCUUGAUGGCAAGUUGCAGUUGGAACAAACUUUAGAAACUGCAGCAGUGCUCGACAUGAAAUGGGCGCACAGACAUUUUCAUGGGGAAAUUCUGCUCGGCGUUGUUAAUUCUAUUGGAUUUUUGCAAAUAUUUCGUUUGAGUUCUGACUGUACUCCAGAAAUAAAAUUAAUAACAGAGAUUCGGAUUCGCGAGUGCGAGGACGAAAUUUUAGCUCUUUCCCUGGACUGGAAUACAGCCCGAUGGAUUGAAAAUUCAACUGAAAAUAUUCAAAUUGCUGUGAGCGAUUCCAAAGGUGCCAUUUCCCUUUAUUCAUUCGAUGGCCAAAAACUUGAACUUUGCGCUGUCAAGAAAUUACAUGAAUUCGAAGCAUGGAUCACUGCUUUUGAUUACUGGUCUACAAACGUUAUUUAUUCAGGAGGUGAUGACAGCAAAUUUCAUCGACUCGAUUCUAGAAUGGGACUCGAGUCAACGGCCUCAAACAAAAAGCAUGGAGCAGGAGUAACGAGCAUACAUUCGAACGCUACGAGAGAAUUCUCUUUAGCGACUGGAAGUUACGACGAAAUACUGAGACUGUGGGAUACGCGGAAUCUUCGUGCUCCGAUUUCGGAGACAAAUCUUCAAGGUGGAAUAUGGCGGCUAAAAUGGGACCCUCAUAAUCAUAAAUAUUUAUUGGCAGCUUGUAUGUAUGGUGGAUUUCGUGGAAUCGAUUGUUCCGACGAAUCUGCACCGCAAAUUCUCGCCGAAUAUAACGAGCACGAGAGCAUAGCUUACGGCUGCGACUGGUCGUUUUUAAAUGAUACUUGUCUGAGCUCUAAAAUUCUUGGCGAAUCACCAAAAAAUAUCGUUUUAGUAGCGACAUGUUCGUUUUACGAUCACACGUUGAAAAUAUCGAGUUUGAAGCUCGGCGAUGCAUAGAUUUUUCGUCAUAUCCAAAUUUUAUCAAAUGCAAAAUUAUUAUGGUAUUCGCAAUCAAUAAAAUGUCAUUU